AUGGCGACCGAGGAGAGCGCAAGCGCGUUGCGCUUCCGCGGUGCCAAGCAGGAGGAAUUCCUGGAUGACUCGGUCAAGAGGCAUGGGUUCCAGGAGACGAGCUCCGGCCUGCGCUACAAGGUUGUCAGAAGCAACCCGGGCGGAGAGAGGCCUGGCCCGAACAACCCCUGCAGGUGUCACUACAAGGGCACUCUUGUGGACGGCACGGAGUUUGAUUCCUCGUACCGCAGAGGAGAUCCUGUCAUCUUCAGGCCGUCUGAGGUGGUCCCCGGCUGGUCGGAAGCUUUGCAGCUGAUGCGAGCGGGCGAGAAGUGGGAGAUUAUUUUGCCGAGCCACCUCGCGUACGGUGAUCGAGGCGCUGGGCCCAUUCCUCCUGGUGCCGUCCUGGUGUUUGAGUUGGAGCUGUUGGAGGUCAACGCAGAAGGCAGCGGGUCCUUGGGGAGCAUGGUGGCCUUGGGGCUCCUGCUUGCUGUGGGGCUCCUGGGCUUCUUGGCGGUGUGGCUGACCGGGACAAAGGCGCUCCCGCAGGGCCCCAUCGUCGCCGUCAGUCACGUCACUCAUGCAGCUGGCAAUCCGCACGUUUUCAUGGAUGUGGAGGCCGGGGGGUCUGCGUUGGGCAGAAUUGAGUUUGAACUCUUCAAGGAGGUGGCGCCGAUGACGGUAGAAAACUUCCGUGCUCUGGCGACCGGCGAAUCAGGCCCCGGUCUCGCUGGAUCCACACGGCACUUCAAGGGCUCGCCCUUCCACAGGAUCAUCCCAGGUUUCAUGUGCCAGGGCGGCGACAUUACCCACGGCAAUGGCAGAGGAGGCGAAAGCAUCUAUGGCAAGACUUUCCGAGACGAGUGGGAGCACGGCCGCAUCCACCACACGGAGCCGGGUCUGCUGUCCAUGGCGAACCGGGGUCGGAACUCCAACGGCUCCCAGUUCUUCAUCACCCUGGCCGCAACCCCCUGGCUGGAUGACAAGCACGUGGUGUUUGGACGAGUUCUGUCGGGGAUGGACGUCGUCCUGGAGAUGGAGAAGCGUGGCUCCAGGAGCGGCACACCAAGUGAGGAGAUCAUCGUUGUCAACAGCGGGCAGCUCGGUUUGGACGGAAAGCCCAUGGACGGCAACAACAACUACUCCAGUGCCGAUGCGGCGUACAUGAAAGGCGUGGACAGGGAGUUGGAUGAUGCCGACAUGGGCUGGGGCGGCGAGAAAGGCUGGAAUGGAGACGGCAGCGGUUGGGGAAAAGGCGAGGGCCUAAGAAUCCUGGCAUUUCUGAAUCGAAAUGACUACGUUGACUGGCUCCAUGAGAAGGCAGACCCGAUGCCGACGGCAGGUGAGGCGAAGCCGCUACCGACCCUCCUUGGCCCAGCAGCAAGCGAUGUGGAGGAUGUGGUUGCACGAUUGAUGAAGAAGCCCAGGGCCCAGGCGACGAUUGAAGCUCAGCCAAUGGAGGCUCUGGCCACAGAGGAGUCCGAGACGAAGGAUGAGGCUCAGCCAAUGCCGGCCCUGGCCACAGAGGAGUAUGUCACGAUGCUGCGAUACUACGCCCUGGCAAGCCGGGUCAGGGCACCGCAGCUUUUUUAG
Molecule: messenger RNA, 1572 nt
Organism: Symbiodinium sp. CCMP2592
Lineage: Eukaryota; Dinophyceae; Suessiales; Symbiodiniaceae
Source: the annotation of a GenBank genome assembly